Polychytrium aggregatum is the source of this 779-nucleotide messenger RNA. RefSeq lists its product as uncharacterized. NCBI's taxonomy places the organism in Eukaryota, Fungi, Chytridiomycota, Chytridiomycetes, Polychytriales. Bases 172 to 654 code for a protein of 160 amino acids. The record is from RefSeq and is a predicted model, not a curated record. The transcript has a single exon.
ACCCAGUGAGCGGAAGCUGGUAAACAAGUCUUCAUCUAUUUUGUCUUGGGUUUUUAUGGCCUCGGUGCUCCGCCGCACUGAGGCGCUGUGCCAUCGCAUAUUCCGAACCGAUUCUCGUCCAGAAGAUAAUGUGGUUUGCCCGGCGAUCAAAGCUGCAACCGCGAGCGGAAGAUGCGGAGCCGCCAAGUCGGCAGGGUAUCCAUCGAGUCUCGAAAGACUCUGCCCCUCGCUUGCGCACAUGGGGUAUCUUUACCCCCCCCCAACUUCCCAUGGAAACUGACAACAGCGGUCGAUCCCGACCGAUCGUGCGCUUCUGCGACUAGGCUGCCUAUCUCUAUUGCAUUGAUGAAGCCAAUCCAGACAACCAGAUCAAAUACCCCAUCCACACAGGAAUUACCUGUGUUGGAAGCAACAUGGAAGCUGAUGUCGUAUUGCCCGUGCCUGGUGUCAGCGGACUCCAUGCGAUUUUCGGUUGGUAACAGUUCCGUCAGAGACCAGUCUGUAGGGACUCUCGCCUGGGAGAGCUGGACAGAAUCAGAUGGGACCAGCAUCCAUCACACUGCUCACUCCUCUCAACAGCUCCAGCCGACAAUUCUGACGAACACUGCUGGGUGCUUGAUUACUGCCUUGACACAUGCUCUUCAUCCUCGGUAGAGAUAUCCUCGCAAGGAUCGAUCCAUUUUAUCCAGGACCUCGAAUCCACAAACUUUACCUCUAUUGGCCAAGGUGACGAUUCCGUUAGACUGUAUCCUGCAAGGGCGUACCAGCUAUUGAACAAC